UCAUCUCCUUUCUCCAGUGCUGCUUCGGAGACCAAAGAACUCCUCUUCCUCCUUGCCUCUGCAGAAGACCCAGAAGAGAAAGCAGCGAGAAGCAUCCUUUGCAAAUCUCGGGACGUGGGGUUUCAGUUCCUCGAAGGAUCUAGGGUUGUUCGUUCUGUGAAGAAAGAAAGAACGAGAAAUGGUUGAUUCUACGGGAGCUGCUUUAGGAGCAGCAUUCCAAGAGCUGUUUGGUCUCGUUAAGCACCUGGUGAUGACUAUUGCCGCGUUUCGUAGGCAGUUAAAGAAGAUCAAAGCCACUUUGGUCAGCAUAGAACCGAUCAUCAAGGACAUCAACAAGUUCAACGAUCAGCUGGACCGUGGUCCGGAAGAGAUGGCUCCGAUCAAGGAACUGUUGGAUAAAGGCAAACGACUGGUCGACAAGUGCCAGAAGAUCCACGCGCUCAAUCUGUGUAUGAAGUAUAAGCACUCGAGAAGGCUGGCCGCCUUCAACGCGGCAGUCGUGGAGAAGUUCCAGCUUUACAUGCCGCUCCUGGGUGUGAGGGACGGAAAGGAAAUGUCGGUGGGCGUGAAGACGAUCGGGGAAGACGUGAAGGAGAUCGGGGAAGACGUGAAGGAGCUCAAGGAAUGGUUCGUGCUAGUGAACGGCAGGGCCCUCCAGAGCGAGCUUGAGACUUCGAGCGACCUUGCGGUCCCUGCAGCGCCCGAUUUCUUUGUCGGUUCAGAGGUGGAGGCAUCCUUGAGGAAGCUCAAGGAGCAGUUGCUUGAGGAGGGAGCGUCUGUGAUUGUUGUGACCGCCCCGGGUGGGUGUGGGAAGACCACUCUGCUUAAGAAAUUGUGUCAUGAAACGGCAAUCAAAGGCAAAUUUAAGGACAAAAUUAUGUUCGUCCCUAUCUCGAAGAAGCCCAACCUGACAGACAUUGUCCAGAAAAUGUAUCAACACAAUCGUUUAGAGGUACCCAAGAUUAAAUCAGAAGAGGGUGCAGUUUAUUGCUUGCAGCAGCUGCUCAAGAAAAUAGGACAAAGUCCUGUGUUGCUCGUGCUGGACGAUGUCUGGAAAGAAUCGGAAUCCAUAGUUGACAAAUUUGUCUGCGAUGAUAACAAAGAUUACAAAAUCGUGGUGACAUCAAGAUAUGAGUUUCCUCAUAUCCAUUCUGUGCAUCACCUGAACCCACUGACUCAUGACGAAGCUGUGGAACUUUUUCGUCGAUGUGUUACUGUUGAUGAUAGAAGCACGCGUCCACCAGAUACUCAGCUCUUGAAUGAGAUAGUGGAACACUGUAAGCGAUUGCCAUUGGUUAUUAAAGUCGUUGCCAAGUCUCUCCGAGGAAAGAAUUAUGCAUUUUGGAAAAAAAAGCUUCGUGAAUUGUCCGAAGGUCAUUCUCUUCUUGAUUUGGACACCGAGAUUCUAGCUUGCCUCAGAAAGAGCUUGGAUGAUUUGGAUGGUGACCCUUCGAUCAAGAAACGUUUCAUGGACCUCGGCUCAUUCCCGGAGGACUGCAAGAUCCCCGCCACUGCCCUUAUUGAUAUGUGGGUGCAAUUGUACGAGCUAGAUUUCGAUGGUGUGGACGCUGCUACUGACCUCCAUGAACUCGAUUACAGGAACCUAGCUGAUCUCGUAUUACCCAGGAGAGAUUCAAAAGACGAUGACGAAUCUUACCGUAGCCACUAUGUUAUGCAGCAUGAUCUGCUUAGAGAGCUGGCUAUCAUGGAGUGCAACCAGGGGGAAGUAAUGAACAGAGAGAGACUCAUUCUAGACUUGAUGGGAAAUAACUUUCCCAAUUGGUGGAUAGAGCAAAAGCAACAACCUCUCCAUGCUCGUCUAGUGUCCAUCUCCACAGAUGGAAAAUUCUCAACACCUUGGCCAAAUCUCAAAUUGCCUGUAGUUGAGGCUCUUGUCUUGAAUUUUCGGACCAACAUGCAAACCAAAACCUAUGCUUUGCCUGAAUUCAUCGCAAAUUCCCCCAUGCUCAAGGCCUUGAUAGUAACAAACUAUAGCUUCUUUCCCGUUGAGCUGGGCAACUUCCAUGUCAUCGGGUCCAAUUUAAGGAGGAUCAGGUUUGAGCGUGUCACGGUUCCAUUCCUAAGCAUGGGAAAAUUAUGCUUGCAUGAUUUAGAAAAGAUAUCAUUUUUCAUGUGCGACAUUAGUCAGGCUUCGACGUCGACCAAUGCCAAAAUCUCAGAUGCAAUGCCAAACUUAAAGGAGCUCGACAUGGACUAUUGCAACGAUCUUGUGAGAUUACCAGAUGACAUCUGUGAGAUAAAGCCUUUACAGAAGCUUAGCAUCACAAAUUGCCAUAAUUUCUCUGCUCUCCCUGAACAAAUUGGGCAAUUAGCAUAUCUUGAAGUGGUUCGGCUUAAUUCUUGCACAGCCUUGUCACGGUUACCAGACUCAAUUAGAAGCCUACAAAAUCUGAGACUUCUCGAUAUACCUGAAUGCCUGAAUCUGACCGCAUUGCCUGAUCAAAUUGGUCAUAUGGUUAGUCUCUAUAGGAUAAACAUGAGAGGAUGUUUGAAGUUGUCUGGAUUGCCAAAGUCAAUUGUAAAGUUGAGGAACUUAAGGAAGGUGGUUUGUGAGGAAGAAAAAGCUGUCCUGUGGGGUCCUCUUAAGAACACUCUCUCUCAAUUGGACAUAACUCUCUUUGAAGAAGAACCCAACUUAGAUUGGCUUGAGUGACCAAGGUAAUGACAUCGAUGGUAUGUGGAAUUUUUAUCAAAUAUUGAAGGUCGUCUUUACACUUUUUCAUAUUGAUGUGGACCGAUCAAUCAUAUUCUUUUCUAAUAUUUUCUUAAGUCACAUUCAUGCUUGCA
Eucalyptus grandis is the source of this 2808-nucleotide messenger RNA. Its product is annotated as probable disease resistance protein At5g66900. The transcript has 5 exons. Lineage: Eukaryota; Viridiplantae; Streptophyta; Magnoliopsida; Myrtales; Myrtaceae. Gene Ontology annotation, biological process: defense response to fungus. Gene Ontology annotation, molecular function: ADP binding. The record is from RefSeq and is a predicted model, not a curated record. The coding region runs from base 179 to 2674 and encodes 831 amino acids.